Exophiala mesophila is the source of this 2196-nucleotide messenger RNA. RefSeq lists its product as uncharacterized. Bases 1 to 2196 code for a protein of 731 amino acids. Lineage: Eukaryota; Fungi; Ascomycota; Eurotiomycetes; Chaetothyriales; Herpotrichiellaceae. The transcript is spliced from 2 exons. The record is from RefSeq and is a predicted model, not a curated record.
AUGAGACAUACCAGGAAACAGGACGUUGACGCAGCCGCGCCACUGCCCCCAGGUUACGUCUGGGCAGCAGAUUUUCAAGAAGAACGAAGAUCACCUCCCACCCACCUUACAAUCAUCUUUCGCAAGACCCUGGUCUUUGGUAUGCCGAAACCUGAUGACUGGGAUGCCAUGGAUCAUGCAACUCAGAUGAAGUCUAAACGAGAUUACUUGUGCCAUCGAUGGGGCGAGGACAGCUUCACAUUCGAAGAAGACCCGGUGUCUAAACGCAAAUUCCACGGCCGUAUACGAGUCGAACAAAACAAUUAUUACGCCACCUUUGAAGAUCCUACUUUUGAGACCCCCAACUUCGAUGAGCAGUAUCGCAUCACCACCAGGCUCCUGGAAAACAACACCAAGAUUACCGACGAUGUCUCCUUCUACGACUUCAAAAAAGCCCUUGAAAAGGCAGAAUCUGCAACAGCAGUUGAAGUGCACGCUCCUGAGAACUUUCUUCAACAAGAAGACCCGGCUGUCCUCCUUGCUGCGCUCCUGCCUCCGGCCAGUGUCCGACAAAGCAUCCCAGAGAAGCAAAAGCAAACUGCGCCAGCCACGCUACCUGUCAAAUCGAAUCAAGUCUUCCAUCCACUUGCUGCUAGUCUCUCCAGUAAAACAGCUGGCGACAGAUCUGGCAAACGUGAAACAAAGGCCGUCGCCCCAGUUUUGGAUACGCCUGCUCAACUACACAAUGUUCCUACCAACAUUCCCAGAUCACAAGCAGCGAUAAUGGAGAGAAUUGGCGUCACGGCGUCCACUUGCAGAUUAACUUCUAACGACAAAGCUGCACAGAAUCCUCUUGAACCAAUUUCCAACAAGAGAAAACGCACAAUGACAGAAAUGUACACCCAUGUCAAUGCAUCUGUCCCCACACCACUUCCUGAAACCCUUGAACAACUUCCAGAACCACCAGUCAAAAAGCCAAGAACCAAAGCAUAUACAGCACCAGCAACUCAUCCACCUGCCCCUCCUCCGAGGCCUGCACCAAACAACCUGACAGUCGCACCGAAGCAUGUUGUUCCACCGAACAGACAGACGCCAACCUCCUCAACAGCGACUGUCCAACUGCCACCAGGAGGCCGCUUGAACACGAACAUGCAUGACGUUCACAGUGCGUCGGCAGCUCCAGCCUACGGACCUAUGGGCUACGCACCCCCGAUGCACCGGCCCUCACCUAGUUUGGAACCGAGGGCCCUAGGCUCCCCAUUCCAACAUGCUGGGCCGAUGGCGGGCCCUGAUUCAACACCAACUGCUGCUGUCUAUUCACGAGCCAACCAGCCUCCAAGUGACUUUGCUAUGAAUACUGAUGGGGUCUUUCAGACACAUCAUCGACCGAUGCCUGUCCUUGCAACCGAUCCCCAAGGCAAUUUUCCGGCAUACGCCUAUAGCUCAUAUGCCUUUCCCACGAAUGCUUACGGCGGCUUCUCACAAAGGUAUCGACAGCCCACGUCUGCUAUGGUAGCGAAUCCUCAGGGUAUCUUUCCGGUGUGCCCAGGAUUCACACCUGCCACCACAGUCAGUGCCUACAGCCAGUCUCCACUCUACCACCACAACUCGCCUGCACCUAUUGCAACUUCCCAGGGCUGGACCGAGCCAGAUUCAACCCCACGCCUUCAAAAUCCCUCCAUUGCCCAGCAUCGAUCAAUGGGCAGGGAGAUGAUGCAGGCCCCCAUCAACCAAAACCUCACAAGUGCGCUACGUCCGAAUGGUCAACCUAAACCAAGACCGCAUGCAAUGAAUGGCCAAGGUCCAAUCGAUCAUCAGGACAACAAUGACAAGCUCCAGAAUGACCGCAGAAAAUUCUUGCAGGGCCUGUCCCAAAGGCUCUUCGAUUUGAGCAAAUCGAAAAACAUUACCUUUGAAAGCAUCAUUGAGUAUGUGUUUAGUCUUCUCCGGCCCUGCAUCGGAGAAAAUCGAUACAAAAUCGACGUCAGUUCAGGCGACCAUUGGAACUGCUUUUGUACCGCAUACACUCAGUUCUGCCUGCAGCUACUCUCCAAAGACCCUCAACUGGUAGCCAGACGCGAAGAGGUUCGACAGACCGGUUCGAAAACAUCGGAGUUGGAGCUCAAACAAGCCCUUCACAAGGCUGGACUUGCUAAGUGGGUCCAGGCAGUUGAGGCCACAAUCAGAAAGCUCACUGCCAUGCCAUCGCGAGUGUGA